Molecule: messenger RNA, 2138 nt
Organism: Haliotis rufescens (red abalone)
Lineage: Eukaryota; Metazoa; Mollusca; Gastropoda; Lepetellida; Haliotidae
Product: tyrosine-protein phosphatase Lar-like
Exons: 17
Coding region: 1-1815 (604 amino acids)
Biological process (GO): protein dephosphorylation
Molecular function (GO): protein tyrosine phosphatase activity
Source: RefSeq, a predicted model, not a curated record
AUGUUCCGAGAACAGACAGAGGACACACGAGACACGGAAGUGGACAACAACGUGUGUCCAAGUGCUGUGGAGGCGGACGGGAAGCACGACCCUGUGUGUGUCAGUGCUGUGGAUGCGGACGAGAACGAUGUAGAGGAGGACGACAAUGACACGUACUACAACAUAACAAGUGCCCCUGCAGUGACGGAGGUGUCUGUAGAUCAGCUGGGGGACCGGAUCAAGGAGCUGCAGGUGCCCGUUGGUGGAUUCCAGGCAGAAUAUCAGAAACUAUCUACUACCUUCACCCGUUCUUACAACGACGCUCAGCUAGCGGAAAACAAAGGGAAAAACAGAUUUGUUAAUUAUUACCCAUUUGAUGACACCCGGGUCGUGUUGCAGGAGCUGCCAGACCGGCCUGGUUCUGAUUACAUAAAUGCCAGCUACAUCGAUGGGUACUUGCAACCUAAAGCCUACAUAGCAGCACAAGGUCCUCAUAAGAAAACCCUGACUGACUUCUGGAGGCUGCUCUGGGAAAAGAACUGUACCAGAAUCAUCAUGCUGACUAAUCUCAUGGAGAUGGGGAGUGUGAAGUGUGAAACGUACUGGUCGGACGAAACAGAUUUGACCGUGGGGGACUUCAACAUUGUUGUGACCAGUUCAAGUGAGCGAGCACAUUGGGUUGUGCGAGAACUACAAGUGACAGAGAAAAAGACACGCACUUGUCGCUACUUCCAUCAAUUUCACUUCACAACAUGGCCUGAUCAUGGAACACCCGAGGAGAUGGCCUUGACUGAAUUUCUGUGGCUGGUCAGGACGACACCUAACACUCAGGAUGACCCUCUGCUGGUGCACUGCAGUGCUGGGGUCGGCCGAACAGGAACCUACAUUGCUGUGGACUACCUGCUGGACCAGGCUCUGGCUGAUCAGAAUGUGGAUGUGUUUGGUUGUGUCACAAAGAUGAGAAACCAGAGGAAGGGCAUGAUACAGACCAAGGAACAGUACACAUGUGUUUACGUGACAUUGCAAGAGGCUCUGGAGUUUGGAAACACAGGCAUGGAAGUACAGGAGUUCAAUCAGAAUCGAAAUAGGAAGAGGACGUUCAAGAUGGGACACAUGGAACUCACACAGUUAAUAAAGAUCCUGAAUAUCAAAAGAGAGAUUUCAAAACAAGAGGCCAUGGUCAGGGGUCGUGUGUACGUUAAUGGGCGCUCAGACAUCUUGGCUCAACAGUCACAGUCCCACCUGUCAAUGAAGGGCUAUCUGUUGACUGAAGCUCCCUCCGUCACCACGGCGUCUCUGUUCUGGCAACUCACAGACCAACAGGAGUCCUCUACUAUCAUUGUCCUGCCAGACUCGCACCAGAGGCUGUCAAGCUUUGUGCCAUCCCCAGGAGACAGCCUGGAUCUGAGUCCAAUCAGCGUGAGAUGUUCAACAGAGAAAACCAUCAACCCUGACCUCGUCCUCCGGAACAUCCUCAGACAGACGGACAACCUUCCACCAGCUGCAGUAGGUGUGUACAUCAUAAAAAGGUUUCCAGCAGACUCCCACUCCACGCUGUUAGAACUCCUGGAACACGUAGAUCUUCACACGAGUGGGGAUGACUCCCAACCAGUUACUAUCAUCUACAGUGAUUCUGGUAGAAAGAGAGGUGCCUUGCUGUGCAUCUUGAGCAAUAUUGUUCAAGGCCUCAAGCAUGACAAAAGAAUCGAGAUCUACAACAACAUGAGAGCUAUGGCCCACUGCAUGGAUCAGGAUAUAACACAGGCAGACGUUGCUCUGUGUUACGAUGUCGCUUCGGCGUGCAUGGAGUCGCAGAGCAUCUACGAAAACCUCUAACAUGCAUCAAUACUGAUGCAUGAACAGACAAAACUCCAGUCUCCACCUUACAGAUCUGACUUGAUUGCACCAACAACUGCUUUCGUAAUGAAUAUAUAUUUGUGGGCUUCACAUGUAUUUCCUCCCUUAGCAAUUCUGUAAUAUUUUUAAUAAUAAUUGUCAUAUAAUUAAAUUAACGUUUGCUUCUGACUCGUUAAUUCUCCAGUUGACAUUAGAGGGAAACGUAAAAUGUAGGUAUUGAUUCUUUAUGUUUGAGUGAGUGAGUGAGUGAGUGAGUGAGUUUGGUUUAACGACGCUUUUAGCAAUAUUCUAGCAAUAUCACG